Molecule: messenger RNA, 2376 nt
Organism: Talaromyces marneffei
Lineage: Eukaryota; Fungi; Ascomycota; Eurotiomycetes; Eurotiales; Trichocomaceae
Exons: 1
Coding region: 1-2376 (791 amino acids)
Source: RefSeq, a predicted model, not a curated record
AUGCGCUUCCAGUCUUUCAAUGAGAUAGGUGAACGACCAAAUGUUACUUUGCUAAGCACUGAAGAAACCAAGGCUAGGCUAGAGCGGUGGUGUCGAGAUGCGUUUGCAUUUCUAGGUCCUGAGAACGGGGAUUUGGACUCUCACGUGGAUAAACUGGAUGAUUUGCUUUCCCCGCUGAUGAUAUGUAGCUUCCUGAUUCAUAAUCAAAAAUGGAGCAGGGAUGAUAUUAUUGAUAGGGCGUGUACUUUGCUGGAUCGCCUUCCUUCACACCCUCCAGAGCUUCCGUUUGAAAUUACUGGUAAACGCGGGCAACCCCUUGCAAAAGGUCCGUGGCCAAAGGAGUACUUCGCGUCUCCUUCGUUCGCAUCUGCGGGGGAGAGGACAACAACUGCAACACCAGAUCAAUAUGCAUGGUCUAGUCUUCGUGUCUUUUCCAGGCCAAGUACGAACGUUGUGCGAAUCGCUCUGUUCUUAGUUAUGCAGCGGGACAUUCCAGUUGGCUUUUUCAGCGCGUAUCUAGACGAUAUGACCACGCUUCUUGACACGGCAACAGGGCUAUUUGUCCAGAGCUCAAAGUCCCCAGUUGAUGCACGAGCCUGGUUCGUUCUUCAGGCGUUUCUGUGGGUAGAGUGGCAUCAGGCCAUACUAAUUCAACUUUGGUGCGAUGCAAAAAUCCAGAUGAAAACUGGGACCUCUUUUUAUCGACAUAGCAUCCCCUUGGCAAUGCCUGGGCGAGAAACAAUCGGGGAGAUGCGACCGGAUUAUAUGUGCAAAUGGGCUUUUCAGCUCCUUCGAACCGAUCUAAGCUCGGUGACGCAGGAUUUUAGAAGAAUCUUUGAGAUCUACAAUGUCCAUUUCGGAGACCGUGCUUCGCGAUGCAAUCUAAAGCCCAUUCCAGCCAGUAAUGAUAGCAGUAGCAGUGGGUUGAGGGUCUGUGAUGGAAGGGCACCGGGCAAUUGUCAGAGAUUUGAGUCGGAUGGUGUCCAGGAGCAAUCCGCUCAUGAUGCCGACUGCCCUGGCUCUGCUUGCAGUCACCCAACCUGGGACGAACAGUCGUAUAAAAGUAUCAAAGGAGCCAGGGCAGUUUCCUUGGAAGAGACCGAUGAAAAGUAUAUCCGAUACUGUCCGGUGACUACGGAGACCAUGGCAGUGUCUCAUGUGUGGAGCCAUGGACAAGGGGGGCGGCCUGAGUCUGGCUUCAACUUUUGCCUGCACCGCAGAUACACUAAGCUUGCGAAGGCAUUAGGCUGCAGUUCAUAUUGGAUGGACAGCCCCUGCAUUCCCACAGACAUGGAUCUGCGUUACGAGGCGAUGGGUCAAAUCAACAAUAACUUCCUUAAUAGCAGAGUCACUUUGCUAGUCGACCGAGACCUCAUGAAUAUUAGUAUAGAGCCAUGCUCUCUAGAAGCGAAGGAGGCGAUAGUGGCAACCAUCAUCGUUUGCGACUGGAAUGUUCGUGCCUGGACGCUCUUGGAAGGUAUGCGCGGCCGCUGGAACCUCCACAUCUUGUGCAAAGAUAACCAUACUAUAUCUCUGAGGGAUGUCGUCAAUGAUGUGUUAGCAUACAGCAAUCUCACUCUUAUAUCGCCGUGCUUGACCUUGCAGCACUACAUCCCCACCACCGAUCGCCCGGUAGAAGGUGAGAUACCCCCAGUGAGUAUAGAGCAGGCAACAUGCCUCUUGAACCACAGACACGCCACCAAGGACCGAGAUGUAACUCUGAUCUGGAGUCUGGUGUGCGGCUCAAAGCUCUUUAAAACCUCUGUGGAUUUUUGGAAGUCCGCGGUGGGAAACUCUCUAUCAACGGGUUUUCUCGUCUCCAGCAGUCCACGUCUACGAGAUGAGCAUGGAUUCGGCUGGGCACCAUCACGCCCGAAUCUCCUACCGCCCACGGCUAGCACCCCAACAAAUGAACAAUAUCCUGCAUACGAUGGAGACGAUAGUGUAUGGGGUCGGAUUACCGAACGAGGCUUCAAGGCGGAAUGGCUUGCGUGCGUUAUCGGUCGUUCUCGAGCUCUGCCCACCUGGCUUCGCCUGAAGUACUUCGAAGAUGACCUCAGUAAAGGUUUGACCUACAACAAGGGUGGAACUUCAAGGCUAAACAUGAGAACCCUAUACAAGAUCCGUUCCGUGAUCGCACCGGUAUUUAAGAAGUAUCCAUUGGUUGCUAUUAUGCUUCCUUGCACUAGAGACCGAGGAGCCAGUGGACCAGGUUUAGUUCCUCGCCCGUUCCAAUACCAAGGUGCAUCCAAGGGACCAUUGCUGGUAAUUGCUGGCUCUAAGGAUGAUGAAGAGUGGGAGUGGCAGUUUGUGCAUGAAUGGGAUACAAGUUAUCAGUUACCUGAAUUUGUGUUGAAGGAGUUGUUGUUGGUUUAG